Molecule: messenger RNA, 945 nt
Organism: Otolemur garnettii (small-eared galago)
Lineage: Eukaryota; Metazoa; Chordata; Mammalia; Primates; Galagidae
Product: olfactory receptor 51I2-like
Exons: 1
Coding region: 1-945 (314 amino acids)
Biological process (GO): G protein-coupled receptor signaling pathway
Cellular component (GO): membrane
Molecular function (GO): G protein-coupled receptor activity; olfactory receptor activity
Source: RefSeq, a predicted model, not a curated record
AUGGGGAGCUUUGAGACCAACAUCUCAAGUGCCACCAGCUUCACACUAACAGGGUUUCCAGAGAUGAAGGGUCUAGAGCCUUGGCUGGCUGCCCUCCUCCUGCUGCUUUAUGCGAUCUCCAUCCUUGGCAACACCCUCAUCCUCUUUAUCAUAAAGGAAGAGCAGAGCUUGCACCAGCCAAUGUACUAUUUCUUGUCUCUUUUGUCUGCUAAUGACCUGGGUGUGUCCCUUACUACAUUGCCUACUGUCCUGGCUGCUAUGUGUUUUCAUGCCCCAGCAAUUGGUUUUGAUGCCUGCCUGGCCCAGAUGUUCUUCAACCACUUUUUCUGCUGGACAGAGUCUGGGAUCCUGCUGGCCAUGAGUUUUGACCGCUGUGUGGCCAUCUGCAACCCCUUGCGCUAUUCCACAGUGCUCACUGACACCCGUGUGGCCCAUAUGGGCACAUCCAUCAUCAUCCGCAGCUUCUGCUUGGUCUUCCCAUUUCCUGUCCUCCUGAAGAGACUGCCUUUCUGCAGGGCCAAUGUCCUGACCUAUUCCUACUGCCUGCACCCUGACCUGAUCCGUCUUCCCUGUGGAGACACAACCAUCAACAGCAUAUAUGGCCUGUGUGUUGGCAUUUCUACCUUUGGUAUAGAUUCAGUGCUUAUAUUCCUCUCCUAUGUGCUCAUUCUACACUCUGUGCUGGCCAUUGCCUCCCAGAAGGAGAGGCUUAAGACACUCAACACAUGUGUGUCACAUAUCUGUGCUGUGCUAAUCUUCUAUGUGCCCAUGAUUAGUUUGUCCAUGGUCCAUAGAUUUGGAAAGCAUGCCCCUGAGUAUGUGCAUAGGUUAAUAUCCCUGGUCUAUCUCUUAGUGCCUCCAAUGCUCAACCCCAUUAUCUAUUCUAUCAAGACGAAGGAGAUUCGCAGGAGGCUACACAAGAUGUUAAUGAUACCUAAGCUCUGA